Messenger RNA from Funneliformis geosporum, 1014 nucleotides. The record is from the annotation of a GenBank genome assembly. Lineage: Eukaryota; Fungi; Glomeromycota; Glomeromycetes; Glomerales; Glomeraceae.
AUGGCUGGAAAUAAACCAAAAGCGCUUGAAUCUUAUAAAAAAUCGGGAAUAUGGCGUGAGGCAUUUGCCAUCGCUCAAGAAUUGAAAUAUUCUUCAGAUGAAUUGUUCUUAUUAGCUAAAGAAAUUUCCGAAACUUUGUCUGAUAAAAGACAUUAUCAAGAAGCCGCUCAAAUAUUAUUGGAUUACACAAGGCAACCUGAAGAGACUGUCGUAUUACUUAACAAGGGUCAUCAUUGGAGUGAAGCUAUACGAAUUUCUUACAUGUAUGGCAGAUCAGAUCUUAUUGAAACUAACGUUAAACCAAGCGUUCUUGAAGGACAUGGUAAUAUACUUCAGGAUAUUAAUUCUAUGUUGGAUCAAUUAAAUCAGCAAACUGCACGAUUACAAGAGAUCCGUCUUAGUAAAUCCAAGAAAUCUGAUUUUGGACAAUUUGAAAACGACGAUUCAAUAGAGAAUGUUGAUGUAUUUUCCGAUACAAGUUCUAUGGCUAGUGGAUUCACUCGGUAUACACAAUCUAAUACUCAGCUGAGUAUCCAAUCUACCAAGAGCGGGAAAACCGCCAAAAGUCGUAGACGAGCCGAAAGAAAGAAAGCUCGUGGAAAGAAAGGAAGUAUAUAUGAGGAAGAAUAUCUGUACGAUUCGUUAAAAAGAUUAAUUGAAAGGUUUGAUAAUUUCAAAGUUGAAAUUGCAAAUUUAUUAAGUUGUUUAGUUACAUUGGGAUUUUUAAAAAAUGCUCAGCAGAUUCAAAAAAUAUUUGGAGAUUUGGAAGAAAAGAUCAUAAAGAACCUGGAUGAAGUAUUUAUACCUCCUAUUAAUAAUUAUUCGGAAAUAUUGGUUAAUCAGCAGGAAAAUGUAGUAAAUCCAGUUAAAUACGAAAGACCAAAGCUUAAUCAAAUUACGAAAGCGAAUUUUUACACAUUGCUAAAAGAACUUCGAGAACCUGGCUAUAAAGAAAAUAUAGAUGAUAAUGAAGAUGAUCCUAUUGAAGAAAUGCGUAAACUUCAUAUCAAUUAA